UAAUAUAGUCAGUCUUUAGCCUCCAGUGCCUCAUCACCACCUCCCUGUAACUACACAAGGCUCGCGAAAAUGGCCGAGGAUGGCGAGGUUUCUGCUCUGGUGUGCGACAACGGUUCGGGCAUGGUGAAGGCGGGCUUUGCUGGUGAUGAUGCUCCUCGCGCGGUGUUUCCCAGCAUUGUAGGCCGGCCCCGCCACACCGGCGUGAUGGUCGGGAUGGGGCAGAAGGAUUCAUAUGUGGGUGACGAGGCUCAAUCCAAGCGCGGUAUCCUAACGCUGCGCUACCCGAUUGAGCACGGUAUUGUUACCAACUGGGACGAUAUGGAGAAGAUCUGGCACCACACCUUCUUCAAUGAGCUGCGCGUAGCUCCGGAGGAGCACCCCGUUCUGCUUACAGAGGCACCCCUGAACCCGAAGGCGAACAGGGAGAAGAUGACGCAGAUCAUGUUCGAGAUGUUCAACGUACCAGCCAUGUACGUGGCCAUCCAGGCCGUGCUGUCCCUGUACGCCAGUGGCCGCACCACCGGUAUCGUGCUGGACUCUGGUGAUGGUGUCACCCACACUGUGCCCAUCUACGAGGGCUAUGCGCUGCCCCACGCCAUCCUGAGGCUGGACCUGGCUGGCCGCGACCUGACGGACUACCUCAUGAAGAUCCUGACGGAGCGUGGCUACUCGUUCACCACCACGGCCGAGCGCGAAAUCGUGCGUGACAUGAAGGAGAAGCUUUGCUACGUUGCGUUGGAUUUCGAGCAGGAGAUGGCCACCGCGCAGUCCAGCUCAGCGCUCGAGAAGACGUACGAGCUGCCCGAUGGCCAGAUGAUCACCAUUGGCAACGAGCGGUUCCGCUGCCCCGAGGUGCUCUUCAACCCCAACCUGGUGGGCAUGGAGGCCGUUGGCGUGCACGACACCACCUUCAACAGCAUCAUGAAGUGCGACGUCGACAUCCGCAAGGACCUCUACAACAACAUUGUGCUCUCGGGAGGCACGACCAUGUUCCCAGGCAUUGCGGACCGCAUGAGCAAGGAGAUCACGGCGCUUGCGCCCUCGGCGAUGAAGAUCAAGGUGGUUGCCCCGCCCGAGCGCAAGUACUCGGUCUGGAUCGGUGGCUCCAUCCUGGCCUCGCUGUCCACCUUCCAGCAAAUGUGGAUCGCCAAGAGCGAGUACGACGAGAGCGGCCCCUCGAUUGUGCACCGGAAGUGCUUCUAAGCUGCUGGAUGGCGAGCUCUGCAGGAAGGCACGCUUUUCACCUGCUGCUGGAUGUGUCUUGGGGCGUAGACGAGGGCGCGCUUUUGCGCGAAGGCAGGCGGCACGCGUUCGUGUUCAUUUGCUUACAAAGUAGGAUUAGCUUGAAAUGAUACGUGGGCAUGCACGUGAUGAAGGGCUCGACAUGAACAAACGGCGGGGACGACGUCCUCCCCCCUGGACGUGUUGCCCUGAUGUUUUCUUUAUGCCCGUUGGGCUGGGGGCUAGUUGGGAGCCGGGUAAUGUUGCCCGUGUGUUUGGGUUGGGGAGCAGGGUAGACAUACACUUGACUGUGCACAGGAUACGCAGCUUGCACUUCUGCGUGGGGGUAGUUGGUUGCGCUGCAGCCGCGUGUUUAUGUCGUUGCUUGGGUUUGGGAAAUUGAGCGUAGCAACCGGACAAGUGUUCCGGCCCAUCGCUUCAUGCAGCUCGACGAAACUUGAUGAGUGAGGCUAGAUACGGCAAUACGUCUAUAAGCAUGCUUGGAGCGCAGGCAUAUGCGACUAGCAUAUCGUGUAAGCUUAACAAUCUCGUAAAUCUAUCUGGUACCCGCUGUACUUAAUAUGCACACCGUCCUAACGAACGCUUUUGUUAGAGGUAUCUAUCUAUAGAGGGGAGGUAACCGAAAAAGGCAAAAUGCCAUAACUAAGCUUUAUCCACGUUGCAACGUCAGAGGCUGGUGUUCAGGACAAGGGCUUGCAGACAUGUUGGCUCGAAUACGUGGGUUGGGCCAGGCUCCCAGACAACGGACACAAAUCAUUUCUCCUGGAAACAAAUACGUCCGCAGUGUCAGGAGAUGCCGCCUUACCACACCGUCCCCGUCGGUUGUCUCGGCUUUCCGACACGCCGACGGCAAGCCGCCCACCUUGAAGGAGUUUUUCGAUGAAGCAAUAUCGGAUGUAAUGUUGGCGGUGGAGGAUGGCGUGUCUCGCCUGCAGGUGGCCUCCUUCAAGGGAAUCGAGCUGCGCUUCCUGCUGCAGAUAGCCCAAGUGGCUGCCAGUCUGGCGUUCGUGGGGCUCUACAUCUGGAGCACCUACGAGCCAGUGACCCGUGGGUCGUGGCGCCACACGGCGGACCUGGUGCUCAGUGCGGCGUUCGCGGCCGACCUGAUGGCACGGUUACGGGCUGCGGGCGACUGCUGGCCCCGCGUGCUGUUCACCCCGCUGGCCUCCCUGGACGCGCUGUCCUUCCUGCCGGGCGCCCUGGAGCUGUGCGGGGCCAGCUGGCUGGGCGAGGGGCUGGCGGGGGUGGGAGUGGACCUGCGCUGGUUCCGCAUCUUCCGCGCGCUGCGGCUGCUGCGGCUGUGCCUGCUGAUGGGCAACAUGCCGCUCAUGAAGCUCAGCCGCUCCGCGCUGCUCAGCGGGGCAGUCAACGUGAGGCUGAUGCAGCUCGUCGCUAGCGUGCUGGCCCUGCUGUUCACCGCCGCCUCCCUGGUGCAUGCGGUGGAGCGGCUGCCCUGGCACGACGCGCUGUACUUCGUAACAACCACCCUAACCACCGUGGGGUACGGAGACGUGGUCGUACACACCACGGCGGGUCGCCUCAUCGUGCUGGUGUUCAUGGCGGUGGGUGUGGUGCUCAUCCCGGUGCGUGCGGGGCAGCUUUGGACGCAGCUCGCCUCCAGGCGGCUCACGGUGGGCACGUUGAGUCCCGGCCGACCCGUGGUUCUGUUGAGCACCAAGUUGUCGGAGGUGCGCGGCUUCGCGGACCUCAGCGAGGAGUUCUUCCACCAGGUCCGCCACCAGCGCUUCAUCCCCCGCGAUGUGCACCUCACGGUGCUGGGCAGCAAACCCUCCUACGAGUUCCUGGCGUUCCAGGAGCUGCACGACCAGCGCAUCACGCUGGUGGAGGGGACGGUGCUGAGUGCGGGGGACCUGGUGCGGUGCCGCGCGGAGGAGGCGGCGGCGAUACUGGUGCUGGGGGACAGGUUCGCCCACGACGCCGCCUCUGAGGACCUGGAUGUGCUGUUCCGCGUGUGGGCCGUCAAGAGCUACACCAAGUGCGUGCCGCUCACAGUGCAGGUCCUGCGCGCCUCCGCGCUGGCCAAGGUGUCCCCCUUCCUGGACCCGCACCAGGACGUCAUCAUGAGUGUGGAGCUCAUGCGGCACCGGCUGCUGGCGCUGUCGGCGCUGUGCCCCGGGGCCUCCACGCUGCUGGGCAACCUGCUGCACACCUCGGGACUGGGGCGGGCGCUGCAGGACAGUGUGUUUCGCACCCCGGGCUGCCCCCCUCCUCGUCUGGCGGGUCGCACCUGGUUCGCCGAAUACGUCCGGGGCUGCGGUCAAGAUCUGUACUUCAUUUCCGUACGACCGUCCACCGUGGACCCAGCCGUACAAACAGCCGUGGAGGCGGCGCGUGGGGGCAGCUGGGAGGGCGGCAUGAACCGCGCCCGGCUUGCGGGCAGCUCCUUUGGUGCAGUGGUGCGUGCUGCGUUCCUGCAGCAGCACGUGCUGGUCAUCGGGCUGCUGACGGCGGAUGGUUUCGGCCGCGUGGUCCUCAACCCGCCGCACCACCGCCGUCUAGCGGCCUCCGAUCAGCUCAUCGUCAUCGCGCACAGUGAGACGCAUGCGGAGUCCAUUGUGCGGGAUCCGGACGUGGCGGCGGAGGCGGCAGCGGCAGACGCCAGGGCGGCAAGGGCGGCGGCAGCAGCAGCUGCUGCCGCGGCGGCGGCCGCUGCGCCCUUGCCGGAUUUUACGGCGGUGGACGAUACGGCCUCUGCCGCUGCCGCGGCGGCGGCGGCAGCGGCGCGUGAGGCUGACGCCGUCAUUGGCGGCGGCUCCACCGUGGCAUGCAUGGACGGCGGCAGCUGCAGUGACGCAGAGGCUCAGGUGCUAGCAGGCAGCGGCGGGGCGGCGGCAGUCACCGGCGGGACGUUCGGCUACGCCGCCGCGGCCGCCCCGCCACCAGCGCCGCUGGCGGCAGUGGCGGCGGUGGCGGCGGCGGCGCCACCUCCGUCGUACCCUAUGUCCGAGAGCGCCGUGUGCCCGCGCGUGAAGCACUACCUACCGGCCCUCGCCUCCUGGGAUGAAGAUCUGCUGCCGGACUGCAACUCCGACCCAGAUGUCACCCACACCACCACGGAUUGGUACCGAGGUACGACAUCCUCCGGGGAUGAGGACGACGAGGAGGAGGAGGAGGAGGAGGUUGGCGGCGGCGGCGGUCGCAGUACGAGCAGCGCUGUCGUACGGCAUUGGCACUGGGGAGGCGACGAGGCGCAGGCGGAGUGGGAAGCGGCGGAGGCGGAGGAAGCGGCCGUGGAGGCAGCUGAAGCGGAGGCUGCCGCCGCCGCCACCGCUCCUCCGGCGGUGACAACUAGCAGUUGGGAUGGCGGCAUUGAGGGUGACAGGGAGAGCAGCAGUAGGGGCAGUUUGACUGGCAAUUUGACCGCCGGGGGCAUUGCUGGAGGAAGUUUGACGGACAGCUACAGCAGUUUUACGUCCCUUAGUUCCUUGGACGUACCUGUGGAAGGAGCAGUUGUUGCCAGCUCCCUUUCGUCUCCUCCUGCCACCAUGCCGGCAAUCAUUGCCGGCAUUCCUCCGCCUGCUGCGGCCGCCGUCACAGCUGCCGCGACCGCUAUCGCCUCUUCUCCCGUACGGUUUGAGGCUGAUAUUGGUGCCGUACAUACCCCGUCAUCUCUGACGGGUGUGAGUACGACAGGCUCACGUAUACUGUACGGCGGCGUUGUCAGCAGCAGCGUCAGCAGCAAUAGCGGUACGACAACGACUAGCUCUCCAAUGAGUUCCGUAACCAACGGUCACAACGGUGGCGGCCACAACAGCAGCAACGGUAUUCACUCUCGAGUUGCUAGCAGCACAACGAACUCUAGCAACAGCAGCAGCCACCAUCAAGCCAAUGGAGGCAAUGCCAGCGGCAGUGGUGGGAAUGCUAACGGCAUGAGCUCGAGUAGCAGUUAUAGUAACAACAACAACGGUGGUAGCAACGGCAACCGGGCUUUUACUAGCACCGUUAGCAACAGCAGUAGCAGCAACAACAAUGGGGUGAAGAAGGCGGCAGGCGGCGCCAGUCCGGCUUACGUCAGCGCCGCCACAGCAGCUGCCGUACAGGCAGUCGGCCACAGCCCCCCUGCACCCACGGGUCGGCCGUACGCCCUCGCGGACGCCCCCUGGCGGCAGCUCAAGGGGCCCUACGGCGGGCGGCGGGGCCACAUCAUACUGGCGGGCGCCAUCGAGAGCUUCGUGGAGUUCGCGCGGGUGCUGCACAGCUGCGCGGGCAUGAAGGACCCCGACAGCGGCAUCAGCAGUCUAGAGCUGGUGGUGCUGCACCCCAACCCGCCCGAGGCCACCGUGCUGUCGCUGGGCUCCAUGGGGCCGGUGCGGGUGGUGCGAGGCAGCCCCGCGGACCCGCAGGCCCUGGAGCAGGCGGGCGCGCCCCGGGCCAGGUGCCUGGUGUACUUGGGACCUAGCGAGCGACCCGCGGGUCCGAGUGAUGGCCCGGCGGACGCCUCCGCGCCCUCGUACUCGCCGCUGGAUUAUGGGACCACGAGCCGGGCUGGGGUGCAGGCGGAUGCUGAGGCGCUGCUCACCUGCUACGGAGUGGGUGAGGAGGCCACCACAGCAGUUGCAGUGGCGGAGGCCAGUGCGGAUACCUGCAGCACCAGCGGCGCAUGGGACGUCGGCAGUGGUGCAACGUCACCGUCGCCAUCGUCGUCGACACCACCAGCGCCGGCGGGUGGUGGUGGUGGCGCUGGCGGUUCCUCCACCACUCGUAGCGGCGAGGAUUGGGAUGCCAGCGGCGCAUUCGGGGUUCGCGGACACAGCGUCGUGGAGCUGUCCUUCACGUCCUCGGUUCGAUUCCUGCAACCCGGGUUGCUGCUGCAGGGCAACAGCGUGUGGGACGCCUCCUGCAGCAUCGGCGGCUCCGCUGCCCUGCCCCGCCGCAGCUGGCGGCAGCGGCGGGAGGCCGACCAGGCCGCGGACCAGCAAGGGCUGGUGCAGUGGCAGACCAACAUCUACUACGGAGCGGGCAGGGUGCUGGUGCCGGCGCUGAUCGACACGUUCACCAUGCAGGCGUUUGCUAAGCGGAACCUGCUGCUAGACCUGAUGGCCGAUCUGUGCGGAGAGAACGGCCGCCGCGGCGGCACCCCCCUGCGCCUGCGCCCCGUGCCGCGCCACCUGGCGGGUCGACCCUACCGCGAGCUGUUCGAGGAGCUGGUUUCGGAGGGCUGCGUGCCGCUGGGUCUGUACCGCAGCAAGCCGGAGAACCCCGCGUGGCGGCUGCACUUUGUGUCCACCAACCCCGCGUGGGAGGACGUGGUGUCCCACGAUGACAAGGUGUUUGUGCUGCGACCGGCAGAGUAGAGGAGCAAGGGGGAAGGGAAGAGGAGGAGGAAAGGGUGAAGAAGGGGUGCUUCGUUCGUGGGCUUGAUCUCGUGCGUGUGCGUAACCUAGCAGGGAGGGGUGCGCUGUGAGGGGCAUGUCGUAGGUAGGUUGUAUGGUGUUAUGCCAGGCGAGCGUAUUACAAGAUAUCUGAUCGGGUGGUUGAAGAUCGGGACGAAAUGGGUCGAUUGGCCAAUUUUCUUUGGUGCUACAAUUUCGCGCUUACACACAGCGCUACACGGCGUGCUUGCUCUUGUUUCCGCUCAACUACACAGCGCUACAUGGCGUGUGUCUUAACUGUGUUUUUGUGACCCUCGGGACGCGUGCAGUGCGUGCACAGCAUAUGCAGUUUUGCCUCCUGACAUCUCUUGACGUUAAUGAACGAAACCGUGAUACGGGUGCGUGCUGGAGGUCUAUGGGGUCCAGGUCUCUGACACCGCUUGCUUUUCAUUACUGGUAUACCGGAUGCUCGUGCAGGUGGAUCCUGUCCUGGUUGUGUCCUUGGGGGUUGGGGCCCGUAGCCGCCCUUGAGGUUUGCGCAUGGCUCCGGCAUGAUAAGAGGCUGCGUCUCUUUAAGAGUCGUACUCGGCAGUUGAUCCCAUCUUACUUGGGUAUGACGUUGAAAGUCGUGAGCCCUGAGGCUUGGCUUUGCGUGAGUAGCUGCGAGCAAGAACCGCAACUGGUCCAUGCUUUUCCGUAUCUGUAAGCCCUCAUACCUCUAAAA
This is a messenger RNA of Astrephomene gubernaculifera, 7299 nucleotides long. Lineage: Eukaryota; Viridiplantae; Chlorophyta; Chlorophyceae; Chlamydomonadales; Astrephomenaceae. The record is from the annotation of a GenBank genome assembly.